Anneissia japonica is the source of this 4285-nucleotide messenger RNA. Its product is annotated as putative methyltransferase NSUN7. The record is from RefSeq and is a predicted model, not a curated record. Lineage: Eukaryota; Metazoa; Echinodermata; Crinoidea; Comatulida; Comatulidae. The transcript has 12 exons. Bases 266 to 2227 code for a protein of 653 amino acids. Gene Ontology annotation, molecular function: methyltransferase activity.
CGAGCAUUCGAAAAGGUUUGUUGAUUGUUCAUUGUUUACAGUUGCUGUAUUUGUUCUUGUGCUGUAAUUAUUUCGAAAGGCAUUCAUGAACAAAAAGAAAUCAAGAUGUCCCUGAAUAACAAACCAAUCAACCUUCAGCAGUAAUAAGUCAACCAUUCAACAGUACCUAAACCAGGCUCAUUGGCCUUGCCUGAUCAAAUAACACGCCUCCCUCAUUAAUAUUCAUGAGACUGUUUACCAUAUCUACAUAGAAACUAUACAAGCCAUGUCGCUGUUCAUUCCUAGACAUGUGGGAGGAGGUUUGGUAGGGCCUAGAAGGUAUCACAGCUUAUAUACACCUAGAAAACCCCUCCUGCAUGGCACAAUGGAAGCCAAUGAAAACAUUUACAAUGACGACGACCUAGGAAAUGCGAAUACCCACCAUAUCGUUUAUCUGCACGCUGGGCAAGUGUUCGCUGGGCUGCGGCCUGCGAAAAAAAGUGAACGUCUUGUUUUAGAUGUUGAGACGAGACCAACAUCGAUACCGGCCAAAAUUCCAGUUAUGGACGAACAAACGAAGAGAAGGAUUUAUGAUUUAGCAUUUGCGACUCUAAAAUACCAAACACUCUUAGAAGAUAUGUUGGUUGAUAGUGGCUACUAUAGUUACAAUACAAUACCUGACGAAAAUCACAGUUUAAUCAUGGUUAUACUAUGUGAUAUGAUUAGCAGACACUUCGCCAAAUUACCAAAGACAAGAGACGACCCAAUUAUCCCAUAUAUACAAGAAAUCGAAGAGGACCUGAUCGCCCACACAACUAAACUGAACGCCUCGCUGGCACGCAAUCGAAUUAAGUUCCAAGCAAGAAGCGUUGAACAUUUACUGCCAGAGGCCGUACGAGAACGUGAGAAAUGUGGGUCACAAAUUCCGACAUAUGCUUGGGUGAACGAGCUGAAAUCAAGUGUUGCAAACGUAGUAGCAGAAUUAGAGGAGGACGGGUAUCAGAAGUUAGGAUGCCUAGACCUUCUAGAAGAGUACACCUUCGCCAAAGACACGCACUGCAGCAAUGUGCUCGUGUUCUCUGCGCAACAGCGUGAGGAGUUAUCGGCGCAUGAUUUAGUAAAAUCUGGUUCUCUGAUCAUACAGGACAAGACCAGCUGUUUAGGACCACACUCGUUAAAGUCACUACUCAAUGAGGGAGAGGACAUUUUGCAUACCAUGGUCGGGUCUGGUUGGACCACUGCACAUAUAGCAACUUUAUGCAAUCAAGAAAAAAGUACAAUCUAUGCGUGCGGUGUUAAAACAGACGAAAAACUAGAUCAACUGACAAUCAAUAUGGAAAGAUUAGGAAUACAUAAUGUGAAAUUAAUAAAGGAAGAUUUCUUUGAGCUGCAGCACACUGACCCUCGGUUCAAGAACGUGAAACUUGCCCUGGUCACUCCGCAGGACUCAAGGUCAGGGAUCACGAACCCAGUCGAAUACAUCAUUCACGAGGGAGAAGAUGCAAGUAUAUUACGGGAACUGUCUCAGGAAAACACAGAUGAAGACAAACUUGAUGGUCUGGUGUCAAGGCACAUGGAUACCUUAAAACAUGCAAUGAAAUUUCCAAGGGUGCAAGCAGUUGUUUAUACGACAUGUUCUAUACACGAGGCAGAGAAUGAAAACGUUGUCACAAAAGUAACGGAAUACCUGAACGCAAGGAAUGCCGGGUCAAGGAAUAAUUUCCGACUCAUUCCACCAGUACUACCUCUGACGCAGAAAGAUCUUGAAAAUCAGACAUCAGACAGGUUCUUAAAAAUCAACCCCUCACCGUUGAUGGGAGGUUGUUUCGUAGCAGUGAUUAGUCGAGAGGAUGAAGCUUUGACAGCUUCUGACAUCCUCGCAAGAGCUGCCGCCAAGGGUCUCUGCGACACACCAGAGGGUAACAACAAUAACGAGGAGGAGAAAGCCAAAUCAAAGAGGCGAUCAUCCAAGAGCAAGGGCAUCUCCCCGAAAUCAAGCAAGUCAAAUCUGAACAAGAAGACGCCCACAAAGCAUAUGAGGUCGUCAAAGAGCAGUCUGACAUCAAAGAUAAGCGACAGUAGUUCAGGUACUUCCCCACCAGCCACAACUCAACGCAAGUCUCGAAUCGUGCGCACAGCAAGUGAUCCAAGUAUAGUACAGGAUUCCAACUCCUCAAACUCUACAGAUUCAUUUGCUGAGAAGCACUCUGCCAAGUCAUGCAAAUCUUCUGCAACCAAAGCACCAUAAAUCAUCCCCACCACCAGGUAGCAUGUAAAUGCCUGUCACUUCUGUCACUACUGUACCAUGGCAUUGCUAUAGUUAUUGUUGUUUCUUGUUGCUUGAUCCUUCCAUGCUCUAGUUAACCAUUGCUUCUUGAUUCUACCAUGAUAUUCCUUUAGUUACCAUUGCUUGUUGAUGUUAUGGCAUUCCUAUAGUUUACCAGUGCUUCUUAUUACUGUUACAAUGGUAUACCUAUAGUUGGUACUUCCUGUUGAUGGUACCAUGGCAUUGCUAUAGUUAUCUUUUGCUUGUUGAUGCACCAGGGCAUUGGUAUAAUUAUUACCAUAGCAUGUUGAUGCUACCAUAUUCUUUUUGUCACCAUUGCUUGUUGAUGCUACCAUAGUACUCCUAUAGUAGUUACCAUUGCUUGUUGAUGCUACGAUGGCAUUGCUCUAGUUACCAUUCCUUGUGGAUGCUACCAUGGCAUUCCCAUAGUUACCAUUGCUUAUUGACGUUACCAUGACAUUCCUUUAGUUACUAUUGCUUGUUGAAGAUAAUGGUAUUCCUAUAGUUACCAGUGCUUGUUGAUGAUACCAAGGCUGUGCUAAAGUUACUAGUGCUUCUUGUUGAUAUUACCAUAUUUCAUACUAUAGCUCUUAUGCUGAUGAAGGCAUUUUGAUAGUUUCCAUGUGUUUUUUUUUUGUUUUUUUUUCGUUUUUGUUAUUGUAUUUCUAUAGUUCAUUUACUACUUUUUGUAUUGCUACCAUGGUCACCAUUUAUUAUUUCUAGUAAUUUUAUCAUUGCUUUAUAUUGUGCUACCAUAGCAGUUCUACCAUGGCUUUGUAUUUUGUUACCAUGGCUUGUUGAAGUUUGUUGCCAUUGUUUCCUAUUUUGUAGAUUGCAUUUCUAAUUACCAUGGCUUUCUAUACCUUUUACUAAAGACAGCAUUGCUUCAUUCUUGUAGGACUCGAUUGCUCCAUACACAGCAAAAACAUACUAUAUUUUAACUUAUAGUAAAUAUUAUAUAUAGUAAUAUAGUAACACACUGUGGUAUAUAGUAAAUUAGUAACAUACUAUGUAUGGUAUAUAGUAAUAUAGUAACAGAAACAGCAUUAGUAGCAUUUAUAACAAUAAGUAGAUAUUUUUAUGAAAGCUUUCUAUGAAAUUUACUAAAAUAUACACAUGUUACUUCAGACAUGUGUCCACACAAUACGAUUCAUACCAGGGCGGUUUGGCGCUGUGGAAAUGGUUUGGAUUCCCAACCUCAAGGUCAGGGUUUCAAAACUUCUUUGUGCAUUUUGCUUGUGUCCUUGGGAAAGCACUUAAUGUACAUUGCUUCAGUCUACCCAGCUGUAUCAGUGGAUACCAGCAAAUUGCUGGGGGUAACCUGUGGUGGGCUAGUGUCAAACCCAGGGGGAGCAUCACAAUCUCAUCCGCUUCACGCUACUUGAAAUUGGUGGUAAGCUCCAGCCCAUAUGAGGCCCGUGGCUUGGCAAGGGUUUACUUUUACUUUAAAGCUUAGAAGUAAAUAGGCAAAAUUCUUUGAAGCAAUAAGCACCUCUCUGUUGUUUUCUUUUUCAAUAUCACUUGUAUGCUAAUGAAUGAUGUGCAUUGUGAAUUUUGAUUGGUUGAUCUCACAUGCUAACUUUAUUUUAUGUGUUUUUAUUGGUUGAUUUUUCUGUAAUCUUAAGGUUAUUACAUUGGAUUUAUUCGGUGUAAACACCAAGGAUAUCCCUCAAAAGUCUAGAAGAAGACUUAUUUCCAGUGGGGUCCUUCUGGUGGUGAUUGGGCAGUACACCGGAAGACAAUCCCCAUCUCUUUUCCAAAUAGUGUACUGCGUUCUUUAAUGUGCACAUAGGCCAUUAAAUGCACACAGGCAUUAAACGUCUCAUCUGAAAGAUGUUGCGCUAUUGUAACUUGUAUUUCAGCCCUCCAACUGAAACACAAGGAGAGGGAGCGAUAGGAAUUGAACCGGGGACCUAGAGAUCUCUACGGGUGUAAACGCAACAUUGAUCUUUCUGUUUUUUAUUUAUUAAAUUUUUACUAAUGAUUUCCAUAUUAAAAUAUCUAAUUUGUAUUUUGAAU